UCUGCCGUCGAAUUAAGACGUGACGCGUUCCGCAGCAUCCUCGCGUAGCGCGGCAAGGAUAUUCUGAUACAAAAUACAUGUAUCGGUAGUGGUGAGAAAUUUGAAAGUGCGCGAUUGGAAAGUACCUGUACUCGAGUGAAAAAACGGAGGGUUAAAAAAUGGAAAAGCUCAAAAUUGCCGGGGUUCGUGCGUGAUCGCGACGACGAGAGAAGAUAGAAACAAGUCUCAUCGGUGAGCGGUAAAACGGUGAAAGAGUGUGCGUGCGAAUCGAAUAACCGGUGGAGAAAUAAAAAUAUCGUUGCAAGUUUGAACGUAAAAUAUUGAAUGCUGUACGGGGGAAAAGACGAAGAAAAAAAAAAAAAACAAAAAACAACACCGAAGAGGAAAACAGAAAAUGAAAUAAAAAUAAAAUAACUGAAAGAAUUAUGAGUGUAAAAAAAAGUGAAAUUCUAUUAUCGCCAAAUAUUCCUAUAACAAGUUUCACAUUCACGGGAUAUUUUCCCGCUGGAUUUAUUAUGAGCGUGUAAUUCUGCCUACGCGUCGUCGAAAGUGAAACUAAAUUAUUCCCAGCAUGGAUCGAAUUUAUUGCUAUCGUAGAUCCGGUCGAGUGCUCAGCGUUAAUCCUGCAGGAUCAGUUCCGUAACAGCUGGAUAUAUACGUACAUAUAUAGAUAUAUAUAUAUAUUUAGCCAAUUACCCGGCGGGCCGGGGAUCGUCAUCACGCCUGGACCAACGCUAACGAUAAGCUAGUUUGCAUACAAAGAGUUUUAGUGAAUAUAGCAUCCCCCUCCAGCAGGACUAAUCAAACUUAAAUUAGUCCAAUCAAAGUUGAGAGCAAGUGCUUUUACGUCUCACUCUCCGCAACCGGGCUAGCAAGAUUCGUUCGAGCCGUUCCUCGCGGAUUAAAACGGACACCGUGAAGUGCAGGACGGGUGCGAAAUGUCUUUGGGAUAAUUGCAGUGUCCCCAAAAGUGUCGACCAACCCCUCUCGAUUCCUACCCCGCCGCCGCCCCGCUAGUGAAUCCACCGAGGAAUAAACUUGAGUGGAUUUUGUGGUCGGAGCUGCAGCAGGGAUUAUAACAAACCAUAGUGUGAUAUGUGGCGUAGAAAACUCGGUGAAUACCUAUGCGAAAACGGUGGUGUAAAGCAAUGGGUAAUUCGGAAGUGAAAAAUCACGUGUGAAAAGGCUGCGAAAUGGCACUGAGAUGGCAAACAAGACUGUCUUUAGCUGCCCUACUCCUUAUGUGCACGGAAGACACUCUGAGCAUCGGAGAACGCGGCACGGACACCUCGGAGCGACAUCCGAACCAGGCGAGGCCGCGACAGCAGCUUUUGAACCCCCCCGGUGGCGGUGCGAAGCCAAAGCCCGAGCCCACCUUCGACAUGAGCCAGCCAACCAACGUGACGGCGCUCAUCGGCAAGACGGCCUACCUGACGUGCAGAGUGAGGAACCUGGAUGACAAAACCGUAUCCUGGGUCAGACAUCGGGACAUCCACAUCCUGACCGCCGGAGUUUACACCUACACCAGUGAUCAGCGGUUUCAAGCUCUACCCGUUCAAAAUUCCGGGCAAAACAGCGAGUGGUCCGAGUGGACGUUGUGCAUAAAAUGGGCCCAGGAACGAGACGAAGGAAUCUACGAAUGCCAGAUAUCAACGGUUCCCUUAAAGUCACAUCACUUCUACCUGAACGUUGUCGUGCCAACGGCGACGAUCCUCGGUGGUCCGGAGCUCUACGUGGGCGCGGGAAGCACGAUAAACCUGACAUGCGCCAUCCACUUCAGUUCCGAGCCGCCGACGUACAUAUUUUGGUACUACAAUCAGAGAACAGUGAGCUACGACAGUCCCAGGGGCGGUGUGUCCGUGAUCACAGAGAAAGGGAAUGACGUCACUAAUUCUUGGCUACUCAUCCAAGCUGCUCAGCCCUCGGAUUCGGGGGAAUACGGAUGUAAGCCAAGCAACGCGGAAAUGGCUUCCGUCAGAGUUCACGUCCUGAAUGGAGAACGGCCAGAGGCUAUGCAGACUGGAACAGCUGGGCCUAUUCUGUCAUCGAGUUGUCUUUUGGUGUCGCUAAUUAUUUUGUACAUAUCCUCGAUGUAAAUGUAAGCAAUUUAUUGACAGAAAGAAAAAAAAAAAAAAAAAGGAAAGAAAACCAAACACACAAAGAAAAAGAAAAUAAAACCUAUUAAUUGAUAGAUUGUAAUCCAACGUCAAGCUCUGUCGCUGAAUCCGAACGUUAAUACCAGACGGUUGAGUGUUCUGAAUCCAGGAAUUACAUACCCAAAUAGAAGAGAGUAAAAUCAUGUCGAUCUUUCCGCUUCUUUACCCCCAGCGAUAUAACGAUUGGAAAAAACUGAACAAAGUUGGGUAAUUGAUAAGAGAAAAAAAGGCAUCAGACUAUUGAAAAUCUGUGCGGACAGCAUAUUGCUAUUUCCGGAAAUUAUUCUGCGGACAAAGGCUUUGUUGCGCUGAUUGCUUGUUUCGAAAACGCAAUCCUCUUUGGUAAUAACGUUGGUUCUACGGCACGUACCUACUGUAAAUAGUCUUGUAACAUAUGCAUACGUAAUAUGAUAUUUCACGAAACACUGGCAUUUGUUGUUCCGUACAGCCAGGUUCGAAAAUCUGAAACAAUGUAUGCGCGAGUAGGGGGAAAAAGAGAAAUGAUAAAACAGGGACUGCGGUACUACAUUGGGAAAAUUUAUCGAGAGCGAGGGAGAAAGAAAAGGAAAAGGAGAUGAAGUAGCAGUCAUGCAAAUGUUGUGUACAAAGAAAAGAAAUAAAGAGAAGAAAAUUUAGGAGAAUUAUACACACAUUAUACCUAUGUAUAUACGGCACGUAGAAGUUUUACGAUAAGAUUCAGAUUUUCGAAAAGGUCUGUACGUAGAAACAAGUCGAUUUAAUUGUAUGAAUUGUAUCACACAAGGGCUGUUGAUGAUUAAUUCUGUGUUGUACAAUUGACUUAACAAGAAAAAAAAAAGAUGACGAUAAGACGAAAAAAGAUGAAAAGAAAAAAAAAAAGAAAAAUAGGGGGUGAAUAUAAACUAUACCAUAACUCGACGGUAUAAAUUUCAUUCAAGCGAAAACAGAAUUUAC
Molecule: messenger RNA, 3089 nt
Organism: Neodiprion virginianus
Lineage: Eukaryota; Metazoa; Arthropoda; Insecta; Hymenoptera; Diprionidae
Product: peroxidasin-like
Exons: 5
Coding region: 1194-2096 (300 amino acids)
Biological process (GO): synapse organization
Cellular component (GO): neuron projection membrane
Source: RefSeq, a predicted model, not a curated record